Mizuhopecten yessoensis (Yesso scallop) is the source of this 3318-nucleotide messenger RNA. Its product is annotated as mitochondrial glutamate carrier 1-like. Lineage: Eukaryota; Metazoa; Mollusca; Bivalvia; Pectinida; Pectinidae. Gene Ontology annotation, molecular function: L-glutamate transmembrane transporter activity; L-aspartate transmembrane transporter activity. The coding region runs from base 547 to 1479 and encodes 310 amino acids. Gene Ontology annotation, biological process: L-glutamate transmembrane transport; aspartate transmembrane transport; malate-aspartate shuttle. The transcript is spliced from 10 exons. The record is from RefSeq and is a predicted model, not a curated record.
UCCCAAUAUAUACCCCCUGUAUGUGUCAAGGGCAUGUCUUUAUAGUUUUCAUGUACAAGUAAGUAUUUCAUGUCUUGUAUUUACAUACAGUAUGUACAUACAAGGCACUGUUUCCAGCCCUGUAAUUAAUAUGGUUCAUGACUGUACAUGCUGCAAAAGCUAUCAGCCCAUGCAUCCAUAGGAAUUAGGGAAGGUGUGGGUAGGAUCUGGUUUAUUGAUUUUGCCUUCAUCAGCUGGAGGCCACUGUCUGGUGUUCUCUGAAGCAGCCCACUAUAUCUGUAUCAACUGCUAGGAGACGACCUGUGUUUAUUUGUGAGCCUCUACAUCUUACAGAGAGAUUAGGCAAGCACUGGUCAACCAAUGUAGAGAAGUGCCACAUCUUUUUAUCAGUCACUUGAAUAGCUGAGACCCUCAUCCCUGAAAGGUUCAGUAAAUACCAACACAAAGCUGAAACUGGUCAUUGCUGUUUAUAUAAUUACACUUGAGGACAACUGCAAUCACCAGGUGAAGUCUGUCGUCAAUUCUUGGCAAGGAAACCAUUGUUUGAUGGAGUUUUCGUUAUUACCUAAAGUAAUCAAUGGGGGUAUAGCUGGAAUUGUAGGGGUAACAUGUGUGUUCCCCAUUGACCUGACAAAGACACGCCUACAGAAUCAACAGCCAGGACCUAAUGGUCAGCUUCUCUACCGCAGUCUGUGGGACUGCUUUUCGAAAACCUACAGAAAUGAGGGCUUCCUGGGGAUGUACAGAGGGUCUGGAGUCAACCUGGUCCUGAUCACUCCAGAGAAGGCCAUCAAACUUGUUGGCAAUGACUUCCUACGCUAUCAACUUACAGAUCACAGUACUGGCAAGCUGACACUGCCUCGGGAGAUAUUGUGUGGGGCAGGAGCAGGGUUGUUCCAGAUCAGUGUUACUACACCCAUGGAACUCAUCAAGAUACAGCUGCAGGAUGCUGGGCGAAGUGCUCAUCUCAAUGUGGCUACCAAUGGAACAGGUACUGCAUCCAAGUUAACAGCUAUGAAAAUCAUCUCAUCACUGCUGAAGGAAAAAGGCUUGACUGGCCUGUAUCAGGGAUGUGCAGCCACAAUGCUGAGAGACGUCACAUUUUCUGCAUUAUACUUCCCUUUCUUUGCUCACCUAAAUGCCAUGGGUAAACGACGGGAGAACAGCACAGAGGCAGUGUUUUACCAUACUUUACUGUCUGGAAUAAUUGCUGGAGGCACAGCGUCCCUCUUUGUCAACCCAUUGGAUGUUGUCAAAACCAGACUACAGACAUUAGAAAAGGGAGCAGGAGAACGAAGUUACACUGGUAUUGUAGAUUGUUUCAGGAAAGUGUACAAAUAUGAGGGCAUUAAAGCAUUCUACAAAGGUGGACUGUGUAGGAUCCUUGUCAUAGCACCGCUGUUUGGUAUAGCACAAACUGUGUACUACAUUGGUGUUGGAGAACUCCUGAUCUCACUAGUCACAGGCACCUCAGAUUAGGUCACACCAGAACAGUCGGCCACACUCCACAAACAAUCAGGGGAGAAUUUUAUUGUGCCUGGUGCUGGGCUACAUGUUUAUGUACUCUAGUCUUAUCACAAAGAAAUAAUCUUUCAUGUGUUUGCAAAUGGUAAUGAUCAGAUUCAGUUUGUUUAAUUUUUACUACAGUGCUAUUUUUAGUGCCAUUUUAUCUGAAUACAUUUACAAGAGAUUUAGAAAGGGUUUUAUUUUUUGAAGUAGUGCUAUUUAAUAGGUAUUUUGUUAUUAAAUCGAUUUUAAUGUUUCCUUAAUAUCAAACAUACAGAAAAACUUCGUGACAAAAUAUAUCCAUAAUAGGUAACAUUACGAUCAACGAUUUUAGUUCCAUAUGCAACAUAGGGAAGAUGAUUUUCGUAUACCUGGUACAUAUAUACAUAUGAAUUGUAGAUACUUGUGGUAAAUUUCAUUUUAGAGAAAUGGUAAUGGGAUUAUCCAAUUGUGCUAUUCCUGUAUGAAGUAUUAUUUUCCCUAAUUUACAUCCAUCACCAUGAUUGAUUUGUUUAUAUGACCCAUGUUUGAAAGACGCAUUUAGUCAUAGAGUUAUUGUGUGUUCCAAAUGUGAGUGACAAUGUUACUUUGAGUCAAACAUUAUCCACAUAUCAAAAAUCAAAAUAUCCCUGAGAAAACAUCCCCAAGACAGAGUUGACCUCUGCUACACCAACUAAUUCAGGCAGCAUUUCUGACGAGUAACCCGGUAUGUAAUUGCAUGGAUUUGUUUUUGAUUCAUCAAUGAACUUUAUUUUAGCUAAUAUUUACCAACGACAUUAUUAUUGUUUGCUUAUUUUUGCAUUUAAGAAUAUCGUUGUAUGAAUAUUGGUUAUUUACUCAAGAGAAAUGCUUAAUUUAAAUGACUAGUCUUGAGGUGCAACGAAAAACUGUUGAAAGAUCUGCCAUGAAAGUGCUGAAUUUACAUCAUCCCUGUCUAUAAUUAAAUCAGUUUGCAAUUAUAAGCUUUUUGCUUAUGUUAAGAUAGUUUUGCAACAAUGAACAAUUUUGUCAUUCCAAGCAAAUUUUCUGCUCAAUACAUGGCUAACUGGAAGUCUGAGGUCCAGUUAACCAAGAAAUGCACUUCGAUUGGUAUAAUACACAUGUGCAAUAAGUUAUCUUUUAUUGCAUGUUAAUUAGAAGCCAUAUAUUUCAUGUACCUUUCACAAAUAAGAAAUUUGUGGACUAAAAUUUGAGUAAGAAAGCAAACUCUUAAUAAAAUAUCUGUUAUUAUAAGAGUUAUAUCUAAAAUAAAUAGCUUUUUUGUUGACAUCAACCAGUAUACAUGUACUUUAGCAUUCAUAUAGAUGAUGAAAGGAUCUAUAAAAGAAUUUGGAGCUUGAACUGGCUAUUGAAGUGCAUGUGUGAUAAUUAUUUCGUAGGUGAAUUAAAUUUUGUUACAUCAGGAAUAUGGUCAUAAUCAAUAUACUAACUUUGUAACACUAACUCUAUGAUAUAAUCAGAAUAUACAAUGCUGAUAAAUGGUGCUUGCCUUUUGACAAUAUACAUUAAGAUUGCCAAGUAAAAUUAAUACCAUCUUUGAGUAAUCCUGCUAUGAAGUGGUGAAAGAGUAUAUAUAAUAAUCAAAUAUUUGCCAAAUUGCUGUGAUCUGUGCUGUCAUUAUUGUGAUAGAAAUUUUAAUUCCUUUUUCAAGGCCUGCCAAAAUGUCAAAUCACCUUAAAAAUGUCAAAUUGUACAUGUAUUAAUUUAAUGAAUUAUUUUGUAAAUAUUAUUUAAUAUUGUGUUCAUUUUGUUAAACCAAAGCUAAAUAUCAGGGAUAUUUGUUUUACAAUUCAUCAAAAAAAUUCUUUUAAA